AUGGGGGCCGGGGUAGGCUCCGGGCGGGGGCAGCUCUUCCUCCGCUCCCUCCUCUUCCUCCUGCUGGCCGGGCCCCCGGCGGGCGGGCAGCUGCGCUACGCCGUGCCCGAGGAGCUGGAGCACGGAGCCUUCGUGGCCAACCUGGGCGAGGACCUGGGGCUGGACGUGUCCACCCUGUCAGCGCGGCGGUUCCGCAUCGUGUCGCGGGCCGGGGUCAGGCAGCACCUGGAGGUGAACCUGGAGAACGGGAUCCUCUUCGUGAACGAGCGGAUUGACCGGGAGGAGGUGUGCGAGGCCGGGGGGACCUGCCUGCUCCACCUCCAGCUCCUCGUCGAAAGCCCGCUGGAGCUCUACCGCGUCGAGGUGGAGGUGCUGGACAUCAACGACCACGCGCCCACCUUCCCCUGGCAAGAGUACGUGCUGGAGGUGGCCGAGUCCGCCGUGCUCGGUGCCCGCUUCCCGCUGGAGAGCGCCCAGGAUCCUGACGUGGGCACCAACUCCGUGCACACCUACCGCCUCAGCCCCAACGGCUUCUUCUCCCUCGAGGUGCAGACGCGCAGCGACGCCAGCAAGUUUGCGGAGCUGGUGCUGGAGCGCGCCCUGGACCGGGAGCAGCAGCGCCUGCACCGGGUGCUGCUCACGGCUCUCGACGGCGGCGUCCCCGAGCGCUCGGGCACCGCGCACAUCCUCGUCACCGUGCUGGACGCCAACGACAACGUGCCUGCCUUCGACCAGCCCUCGUACGGAGUGAGCCUUCCUGAGGAUGCCCCCGCCGGCACGCUGGUCAUCCAGCUCAACGCCACGGACCUGGACGAGGGCCCCAACGGGGAGAUCGAGUACUCCUUCAGUGGGCACGCGCCGCCACGCGUGCGGGAGCUCUUCCACAUAGAGCCCCGCAGCGGGCAGGUGCUGCUGAAGGGCCGCCUGGACUAUGAGCGGGCCAGUCUCCACGAGCUCUACGUGCAAGCCAAGGACCGUGGACCCUCAGCCGUGGCCGUUCACUGCCGAGUGCUCGUGCACCUCCUCGACGUCAAUGACAACGCGCCAGAGGUGACCCUCACCUCUGUGUCCACACCCGUGCUGGAGGAUGCCCCCCCAGGCACCGUCAUUGCUGUCAUCAGCGUUCUGGACCGGGAUUCUGGGGACAACGGGCGCGUGAGCUGUGAGGUUGGCCCCAACGUACCCUUUGAGCUUCGCUCCUCCUUCCGCAACUACUACACGCUGGUCACCAUGCAGGCGCUGGACCGGGAGGUUGUGCCCGAGUACAACGUGAGCAUCACGGCGCGGGACAUGGGCUCGCCCGCCCUGCUGACCCGCAGCACCCUCACCGUCCCGGUGUCCGACGUGAACGACAACGCCCCACGCUUCCUCCAGCCCUCCUACAGCGUCUACGUGAUGGAGAACAACGCGCCGGGUGCCUCUAUCUGCUCUGUCAGCGCGCUGGACCCUGACUGCCAACAGAACGCCUACCUGUCCUACUCCAUUGCCGAUGGGCACAUCCAUGGCAUGCCUGUGGGCACCUACGUGUCUAUCAACUCGGACAGCGGGCACAUGUAUGCCCUGCGGUCCUUGGACUAUGAGCAGAUCCGCAGCUUCCAGAUCCAGGUGCAAGCACAGGACGCGGGUUUCCCCCCACUGAGCGCCAACGUCACUGUCCACAUCUUCGUGCUGGAUCAGAACGACAAUGCUCCGGUCAUCGUUUCCCCCCUGCCACACAACGGCUCCGUGGCCACCGAGCUGGUGCCGCGAUCAGCCAGGCCUGGCUACCUGGUGGGCACAGUGUCGGCGGUGGAUGCGGAUGCAGGGCUGAACUCUCGCCUCUCCUACCAGCUCCUCCAGGCCACUGACUUCACCCUCUUCAGCGUGGCACCAGACACGGGCGAGCUGCGCACCCUCCGCUCCUUCCUGGAGCAGGACUCAACCCGGCAGCGCCUGGUGGUGCAGGUGCGGGACGGUGGGCAGCCAGCCCUCUCUGCCACCGUGUCCCUCCUGCUUUCUGUGGUGGAGACCAUGCCUCAGACUCUCUCCGACUUCAGCGAGUUCAGUCUCCCCCCAGAAGUCUCCUCAUCCUCCCCACUCACCCUCUACCUCCUUGUCUCCCUGGGUUCCAUCUCCUUCACCUUCCUCCUCGCCAUCCUCAUCCUCACAGCCAUUCGCUGCCGCGGAGAGCGGCGUUCCCGCCAAGGUGACAGCUGCUCCCCGCCCCGCUGCCACUGCUGCCCUGGGUCCAGACCCUCCUCUGAUGGCCUGAAGACUUCCAACCUGACGGCACAGCCCCCCGCAGGGACCGCGGCUGCCACCUGCCUUGACGUGCCUGCAGGCGGCCCCCCGGGCUACUGCUACAAGGUCUGCCUUGGUCCUGAGUCUGCUCAGAGCGACUUCAUGUUCCUCAAACCCUGCAGCCCCCCACGGAACAACGAGAAGGAUCCUGGGAAGCGGUCCCGGCCAGACCAGCAUCUCCAGGUCUCCAAGGAGGUCAAGCAGCCCAACACAGACUGGCUGCCUCCAAGCACUCAGCGACCUACCCUGAAAAGCUCCCAGAGCCUGGAAGACGUGGGGGAAAUCCGCAGAGCCCUCCAGAAGGAGCACGAGAGGCUGUGCACACUGGUGACUCCUGUCUCUGAGUUUCAGAAGGCUUCUGCAGGCCCCAACAGCAUCUGGACCCCUCAGUACAACCCCUUGUACCCAGGGCACAUCCCAGCCCUGGAUUAUCAGCACAACGUCUACAUCCCCGGCACCCCCACUCUGCUGUCCAGCAAGGAUGGGCCCCUCUUCCCAGGCAGGGAGAACAAGAACAGCUUCUCCACCUUUGGCAAGAGGAAGAAGAUGACGACUUACUGUGACAUGCAUGACAGUGUGGUUAUCAACAACGACCUGAAAUAGCCUGGAUGGCUCUAUCCUGGGAAUCUGUCACAUUAUUUCAGCUGCCAGGUCCACCCUCAGCACACAGUUCCAUGUAUGGACCACUCAGGAUUCUGCAGGGCUGCUGGGAAAGUGGCUCACCAGAGCAUGGGGAAAGGAUUUAAGGAGCAAGAGACUGAAAAUUAUAGGGACAAGGGGGGGGGCAGCAGGGGGCAUUUCUCCCAUCUCAUCCUGCAGAGCUGUGUUGGCAGCAGGUGCUGUUUGGGGUCCAUAUGACCAGAUUUAAGCAAAUCUGCCUUGAGUUUACCCAUUCCCAUGUCCCCUUAGGGACUGUCCAUCUCUGUAAACAUUGUCACUUUGUCUUGUCUGGCUGUGUGAAUGUACUGAGCUGCAUGCCUGUAUCUCUGUCCCAGUAGGCAUGGAAAGUGUAUGCAGACCAAGCCUGGUUCAGCCAAGCCUGACCCCACGCACUGGGGCAGUGACCAUUGCUCUGUCCCUGAGAUCCAGUGGGAUGUGUUGCAUGUCCAGAGCAGCCAUUGGUGUCUGUCUUCUCUGGGAAGUGAGUGCAAACCCCAGCCUUUAUGGGUGCUUCCCUUCAAACCCUGACCCAAACACUUGCAGGACUGGAGACCCAAAGUCCAGGACACAACCAGAGUCCAGAACAGAGCCAGCCUUUGUUCUGGGAACAGCGUGGGCACACAGGGAUUGGGUGGCCAGAAGAGCUGUUAACUUAAGCAGGUGAGAGAUGCACACUGCUGGGCAACUCUCUAGCCCAAGGUAACAUCACCUGAACGAAAAACAGUUUCCAGCCACUGGAGUGGCCCCAGCACAGGUGAUCAUCCUCUUCCCUCCUCCCUGCACCCUCACUUGGAUCUCUGUUUUCCCCAAGUCUUGAACGCCUGGAGGAGGCCCUGCCCUGGGGACCCUUCAUGCCUUGGACAGACCUCUCCCACUGCGCCCUGCUUCUCUUUGAGGACUUUUAACUGGCUGUCAGGGGCCCUCAAGGGCAGGACUCCAGCCCCAGAACAGUCUCUUCCCUGCCUUGCUCUCUGUGCACCUGUCCACCCAGUCUGUCUGUCACCAUUGCCAAUCGCUCCGGUCACGGGACAGUUCAUUUCC
Molecule: messenger RNA, 3981 nt
Organism: Lepidothrix coronata (blue-crowned manakin)
Lineage: Eukaryota; Metazoa; Chordata; Aves; Passeriformes; Pipridae
Product: protocadherin-10-like
Exons: 4
Coding region: 1-2883 (960 amino acids)
Biological process (GO): homophilic cell-cell adhesion
Cellular component (GO): plasma membrane
Molecular function (GO): calcium ion binding
Source: RefSeq, a predicted model, not a curated record